Poecilia reticulata (guppy) is the source of this 7402-nucleotide messenger RNA. It is a transcript of the gene hcn2b, whose product is annotated as hyperpolarization activated cyclic nucleotide-gated potassium channel 2b. Gene Ontology annotation, biological process: potassium ion transmembrane transport; sodium ion transmembrane transport; regulation of membrane depolarization. Gene Ontology annotation, molecular function: voltage-gated potassium channel activity. The record is from RefSeq and is a predicted model, not a curated record. Gene Ontology annotation, cellular component: HCN channel complex; dendrite; axon. Lineage: Eukaryota; Metazoa; Chordata; Actinopteri; Cyprinodontiformes; Poeciliidae.
UUCGGUCUUUAUUGCAGACAUACAAUAAAACAGCUGACAGUGUGCAGCCAUAGUAACGCCACGCCGCUCCUCUCCCUGAAGUGAUGUGAAUGGAAAGUGAAGAGCUGCUGCUGCUGCUCCUCCUCCUCCUCUCUCCAGGUUUAAGGUAUAAAGGGAGUCUCCUCCUGCCGGUGUGAUGGACGAGGAGGAGCCCAGAUUCCAGCAGCCUCUGGCGCCUCCAGUAUCUGCCAGAUUGAGCGGAUGCGCGGAUGAUGGGAGCGGCUGGGGGGCCGAGAUGAAGAGAUUCACGCUUGGAGGCGGGGCUGCGCGCAAAAGCUCCAGCAACAACAACGAGCUGUGGCUCCUGCAGGACGAGGACUCCUUUAAGGAACCACUGGGCACCGCUGACAGCGCCGACUCUGCUUUGUUAUGCCCCGGGGAGGCUGCUGGUGGCCGGGGCGGCUCAGCGUCAGAGCACCACAGAGGGGACACAGUUUCGGAGGCAAGCGUGACAGGAGCGGGGCCCGUCGGAAUGAUAUGCAACAAGAACGGAGACUGUAGAAGGGACCCGACCAGUUCAGGGAGCCUGUCUUCUCUCAUCUCCAGACAAGAGAAGCAGGCGGAUGGAGCCGUAGGGAGUGAGGACGGAAAGGGGCAGUCCGGGGGGGUGGACGCCUCUGUCACUUCCGCGGGGUCCCUAAUUCAGGGGCCCGUCGGGACUGAGGUCAAGACCAGCGCAGCGACGGAGAAGAAGGACUCCAGAGUUUCUUUCUCCAACGCCCGGAUAAGUAAAGGUCAGAUGCCGCCGGGCGUGCAGUCAAGAAACUCUGUCACUUUCACUAAAGCGGAGGACAGUUCUCAGAUAGUUCCGGACGAUGGGGACACCAGGGGGAACCAGACGUACAUGCAGCGGCAGUUCAGCGCUAUGCUCCAGCCUGGAGUUAACAAAUUCUCCCUGCGCAUGUUCGGGAGCCAGAAGGCGGUGGAGAAGGAGCAGGAGCGCGUAAAGUCUGCGGGGAACUGGAUUAUCCACCCAUACAGCGACUUCAGGUUCUAUUGGGACUUUACCAUGCUGAUGUUCAUGGUCGGCAACCUGAUCAUCAUCCCGGUUGGCAUCACCUUCUUCAAAGACGAGACGACAACGCCCUGGAUCAUCUUCAACGUGGUCUCGGACACCUUCUUCCUCAUGGACCUGGUGCUCAACUUCAGGACGGGCAUCGUGUUCGAAGACAACACCGAGAUCAUCCUGGAUCCCAAGAAGAUCAAGAAGAAGUACCUGAAGAGCUGGUUCAUCGUGGACUUUGUUUCCUCCAUACCUGUGGAUUAUAUCUUCCUCAUUGUGGAGAAGGGCAUCGACUCGGAGGUGUACAAGACGGCCCGGGCGUUGCGCAUCGUUCGGUUCACGAAGAUCCUCAGCCUGCUGCGCCUCCUCAGGCUGUCCAGACUCAUCCGUUACAUCCACCAGUGGGAGGAGAUCUUCCACAUGACCUAUGACCUGGCCAGUGCUGUGAUGAGAAUAUUCAACCUGAUCGGGAUGAUGCUGCUGCUGUGCCACUGGGACGGCUGUCUGCAGUUCCUCGUUCCCAUGCUGCAGGACUUCCCGUCUGACUGCUGGGUGUCACUGAACAAGAUGGUGAACGACUCAUGGAGCGAGCUCUACUCCUUCGCCCUCUUCAAGGCCAUGAGCCACAUGCUGUGCAUUGGAUACGGCAGGCAAGCCCCAGAGAGCAUGUCGGACAUCUGGCUGACCAUGCUCAGUAUGAUUGUGGGAGCGACCUGCUAUGCCAUGUUUAUUGGCCACGCAACCGCCCUCAUCCAGUCUCUGGAUUCAUCGAGGCGGCAGUACCAGGAAAAGUACAAGCAAGUGGAGCAGUACAUGUCAUUCCACAAACUGCCGGCUGACUUCCGACAGAAAAUCCACGAUUACUACGAGCACAGAUACCAAGGGAAGAUGUUCGACGAGGAGAGCAUCCUGGAGGAGCUGAACGAGCCUCUGAGAGAAGAAAUUGUCAACUUCAAUUGCCGUAAGCUGGUGGCCUCCAUGCCGCUGUUUGCCAAUGCCGACCCGAACUUUGUGACAGCCAUGCUGACCAAGCUGAGGUUUGAAGUCUUCCAGCCAGGAGACUACAUCAUCAGAGAAGGCACCAUUGGCAAGAAGAUGUACUUCAUUCAGCACGGGGUGGUGAGCGUCCUGACCAAAGGGAGCAUCGGCAUGAAGCUCAUGGACGGCUCCUACUUUGGCGAGAUCUGUCUGCUGACCCGAGGCAGAAGGACAGCCAGUGUUCGAGCUGACACCUACUGCCGCCUGUACUCUCUCUCGGUAGACAAUUUCAAUGAAGUGCUGGAAGAGUAUCCCAUGAUGAGGAGGGCCUUUGAGACGGUUGCCAUAGACCGACUGGACCGGAUAGGCAAGAAGAACUCGAUCCUGAUGCACAAAGUUCAGCACGAUCUCAACUCCGGUGUUUUCAACAACCAUGAGAAUGAGAUGAUUCAGGAGAUAGUCAAAUAUGAUCGGGAGAUGGUUCAGCAAGUGGAUGUUCCACGGCCACGAGCGAUGUCCAUGACCCCUCCGCUCCCCGGCGGGAUCUUUGCUCCUCCUGGCUCCUCCGCUCAGCCUCAAGACUCGGCAAUCGCCACCCUGCAGCAAGCCGUGGCGAUGAAUUUUUGUAACCCCAUGCAAGGAAACUCAGUGGGAGCAGGGCCCUUGCAGUCUCCUAGGAUGGUGAGGAGAUUCCAGGUGAUGCAGAGUGUAUCCAGCCCGGCCUCUGCUUCUCCGCUCCAGUCGCAACUCCUUGCCUCCGGUGCCUUUGCUCCAGUCUUGGCCAGCCCCACUGUUCAGAGUCCACUGGCUGCUGGAGGACGAUCAUUCCAGUAUGGAUCCAGUGCGCUGACCGGUCCGAUAUCAGGCUCCCAGCUAUCUCUAGUUCAGCAGCACAUCGCCAGUCCUGCACACCGGCCCAGCAUGCAUAAGAGCACCCAUUCUUUGCACCUGGGCAGCCUGAGCCAAGAUGUCAGGGCCCUGUCAGCAUCUCAGCCCUCACUGCCUCAUGAGGGGGUGCAACCAGCUGUCCCCAGUCCACCCCAGUCAAUACAAGUUUCUUCCACUUCUAUCGGACCCCCUCAGACGCCAGUGGGCCCCGCAAGCAUUCGGAGUGCAGUACCUCAUAGGGUGGUACUCCCCCACCAAAUGUCAGUGGGGGCCUUUCCCGUAGCAUCUUUGCCUGGUUCUGCGCAUGGGUUUGCAGCAGGGGUGACAGGGGGUAGCAUGGGAACAGGUCAGGGGGACACGCUACCGCCUAAAAAGGACUCGAUAACGAGCCUUCCAGAGACAGACCACAUGAAGGUGAGAUCUAGGCUAUCUUCUAACUUGUGAUCUUAAUCAAACUGUUCUAGCAGGAGUGACUGAAUGAGGAACACGAUCACAGGAACCUCUUCUUUUUCCAAGUUUGACUAUCUGAAUGUAUGAAUGUUGAGCGAGCUGGUAGCAUCCAAAAUAUAUGAAUCUAAUGACGUUUGAUUCUACAAGAGAUGUUUCUACUCACAGGUGUAGUUGCACAGUAAAGUAGCAUAUUUCACAGCAUAGCUAACAAUAUAUUCUUCAGUGUCCUCCCAUUCUCCUCAUAAAUAUAAACCUGAGGUCAGAUGGUUUAAAACUGUUAUUCAGGGAACUGCUUUAGAUAUCAGACGUUGGAACUUAAUUUGUGAUUAUUUACUGUAACUUUGUAAUGUGCCAGAGCUCCUUUUAAACUGUUAGACUUUUUUGCUUCAUUGUCUCUUUCAAUAUAUCUUUAUCGACUUUUUGGGAAGCACAAAUAAUAACAAAAACAAGAGACAAUUUUUUGACUACCUUACGACAACGGUAAAAGCCAUAUUUGAGAUAAAAUAUUAUGAUUGGACUGCUGACAGUAUUAAGAAAAUUAUCAUUUUACCGGCAUUUCUACUAGCAGCGAAAAUGUAAUGCACAAGCUCCCCCACCCCUCCAAGACUCUUAAAAGGAUAGUUUGUUUUUCAUUAGAUGGCCAUCAGAGCAAAUUUAGAUUGAAGAAGUAACAAUGCACAGGAAGAACUGGUCCUUAGGCUCCAUUCACACCAGACUGAGACUGGCUUAUGGCCUCCAGACCCUCCAUGACUGUUAGAAGGUUGCCGUGUCAGGUAAAAUCUCCAUUUCAAGAGGCAGUGAUAAUCCUGCUGUGCCUUUAGUACUCAUCAAUAAUACUGAUCAAAUAUGAUUCUUUUUUUUUUUUUUACGUUUUCUUGCAAACCUACAGACACAGGUGUCACAUCUUCUCUGAGUUGUGACACCUGGAUUAAUACAGGUAUUAGUACAUAAUAUUUAUGCACUAAUUUUAUCAGUCUAUAAAAUUAGUACAUAAAUAUUUUACACCACCAGUUUCAAUCUUACUAUGGUUUUCUGAAUCCUUUGCAUCCCGAGUAAUAAUACUAACUGGGUGCAACACUGUACAGACUGGCAAGUCUCUGGUGUGGGCUUAGUCUGGAGUGAAGGGAACCUUACCGAGACAGAAAGUAAAUCAUAGAUUUUGUUAAUUGAUAAGAUGACGUCAUAUCGAUUAUCACAAGGUAUAAUCGUUAUGAUAAGGUAAAGACUACUCUUAAAGUCUUCACGUAACCCCACUAUGAAAGAACCGAACCACUCAGUUAAGAUCACGAGGGAUGUUAUGAUCCAUUCUGAAACUACAGUGGUGUUAUAAAUGUGUUUUGUUUUUGGUUUUUUUUUAAUAAUUGAUUUGUGCUCUAGUUAUCCCCAUGUUUGUUCACUUUAUAGUUCAUACAUCUAAAGAGGGUGAGUUUUCAACCCGACAUCACUAUGCACCUUUCUGUUUUGUUUUUAAAGAAACAUUUACUGGAUCAACAACACCUUUUCAACCACAUGGAAAUUCCUAUUCCAUGUGGAAUAGUACAUAUUCCACAUGGAAUAUGUACUAUUCCAUAUUCCAUGUGGAAUAGUACAUUCCACAUGGAUAAUUACAGUAAAUUAUGCAAAGUUCAACAACUGGCUCAUCAAUGUUUUUUUUUGUUUUUUUAAAUAAAAAUGCAUAUAAAUCUGUAACUUACUAGCCAUGGUCAGAAAAAGGUUAUAGACAACAAAGAAACAUGCUUAUAUCUGCUGGAUGUAUCCAAAAAGUUAAAUAUACAAAGUUUGCUUCGGGCCUCUGCACCAACUAAUCGGACUCAAAUGCAUCCCAGGAAGCAGUUUUUAUUGCCCAGACUUGAACUGUGAUUCACUGCCAGUUACAAACUAGAAACUUAUUACAAGUUUAAUCGUAAACUCAGGCCCCCCAUCAUUGCAAUGUAAAUUCAUUCUUUUCUAAUACUGAGUUUUCACUUGCCUUUAGUGGCCGUUUAGGCGAUGCAUCUCUAUGCCAAAGUCAAUUCUCACAAAUAAUGAAUCUCCUGUUACCACCACAAUUUAGAUAAACAGCCAAGGACAGCGCCGAUCCCUCGCAGGACGUAUAUUGCAGAGUGCCUCUGUCAUUGAUGCCUCGGUAAGAAAUCAUCGAAUGCCACUGAUUUGUGUCCAAAAGCGUUAGGAAGAAGACCCUUUUCUCCUGGACCUGACAUUCUAUUCACCUCAGCUCACGAUUGGCUGAAUCAUUACAGGGUAAUGACAGUGGAAAAUGGAAUCCCUCCGGCCUGUUUGGGUUCGUUAUUAUCAUCCUUCAGCUGGAUUUCAUUAUACUGUGCCAAUAAUGAGUUCCUCUCCUAUGAUCAUUUUGCAUUUGCGUCCUGUUUAGUCUGCGUUCUUGCACAGUCAUCCACCUUGGGAGCUUCAAAUUGAACAAAAAAAGUUGACGGUUUUAAAGUAUUUUUAUGUCUUUUUUGUUGUUGUUUUUUUUAAAGAUCUAUUGUGUUGUUUUUGUCUUGUGAUUAAAUUAUGCCCACAGGAACUCAUUUGGAUACUCCAAAGUAAUUAAUACAGGCUUGUUAUGAGAAUUGUGCUUAUUUUACACUGUCAGGGUGCCAACAUCCUGGGAUAGAAGACGCAGUUAGUGACCAAAUUAGUUUUGGACCCAUAACCGAGACGAGAGCAAUGGUGCAGGGAAAAAGAAACCAAAACAGGACUUGCCAUAAAACAAUAACAGUUCAUGUAUACAUUCACUGGGCACCUUUUUGGGCACAUCUGUUCAGUUGCUUGCUCACACAAAUAAGUCAGGAAAAGACUUGGCAGCAUUUCAGUGCAAUUGGGAAUCUAGUUGACUCUCAAGUCAACUAGAUUGACUUUCAAGUCAACUAGAAGAUGGUUUAAAUAACUUUGGAUUUACCAUAGAUUUUGGUGCCAGAUGGGACAGAAACUGAUGAUCUACAGGGACUUUCACUCACAACUGUCUUUGGGAUUUCCAGUGAAUAGUUUAGUUGUGUAGAAGGAACUUUUAAGGUUACAACCGGUGCCUAUGUUUUCUUGGCACAUUUUGGACAAUUUAGUGCUAAUUGAGCGUUGUUAAACACAACAAUACCCCUGAGCAGGACCACCUCUUUCCCAUAUGGCCGCAGUGUAGCCAUCUUCCAGAAGGAACUGUACCAUGUCUUAAAGCUCAAUCUCAAACUCAUUUCUUAGACACUGUUCACUAUGGUGAACUCAUUUGAGAUAUGGUGGAUUGGGAAAUUUUAACUAAGGAUGUUCAGCCAACAAAUCUGCAGCAGCUUUUGAUCUGUACCAAGACCUCGGAGAGACGUUCCCGACACCUGGUUGAAUCCAAGCUACUAAAGAAUUAAGACGGACCUGAAGGCGAAACAGUGCUGGAACUAGAACUAGCCUGGUGUGCCUAAUAAAGUGGGCAGUGAAUGUAAAUUCAGAGAACCAUCACAGAGCUCCAGAUAUUGCAUGUAUUUUUUUUUUGACCAAUAAAAAAAGACAAUAAUUUUCAUAAAACCCAUCAGUUUAGAAUUAAACCAAAGCUACAAAUGAUGCAGCUUUAGUUACACAAAACUCGCCUAACGCAGAUCAGAUAUCAGAACAUUAAACGAAUCCAGUCGAUUCCUAUGAAUGUGACAUUUGUGACAAGCAAUAAUGGUCUAAUAGCAGACUGAGUGGCAACCUUAUGCAGAUGAUACUCAAUUAUACUCUUGAUUUGUCUGUGGAGAUGUAACAUUUUAAACCUUACACUGGUUUUUGAAACUGAAAACUUUGUUCGUUGUUUCUUUUUGUAAGCAGGUAACUCAGUUGAAACCACCAUCCUUACUAUGAAUAACUUGACUGACAUGGUUAUUUCUAUGUGUAAGCAUAGCUUGCAUCAUGUAAACGAGACUAUUUAUUUAUGUAACCUAGUUCAUUAUUAUUGUAGACCUAUUAAAAAAAGGGACAUGUUGAAAUAAUUAUUGUUUUUCUCUGGCAGAAAGCAUAUUAUGAUCUGGACUGAACUGACCAAUCUUAAGAAUUAAAGCAAAAGAAAACGAGUUGACAUGA